AUGAACAUGAAACAAACGUGGACGUGUAUUGUUAUUCUGCUGUUUUUCAGCGAGCAGAGCCAGUGCAGAGCCUGCGACUGGAUCAUCAGCCAAUACAAAGUGAAAAACGCCUACUGUCUUUUACUUCUGAAGGAAAUGGGUGAAAAGGUAUCACCACUGAAUGAGCCAUUUCCACACCUGGCAUACAGAGCUGCUGAAAAGGAACAGGUAGCAGACCAGGUGAGGUUCCUGGCUGUGGCUACAGAGCAGAUUGCUAAUCUCUUCAGUGCUAUAUCUUAUCAAAAUGAACUUAAAUGGGAUACCAAGGUCCUUGAUGACUUCCUAAGUAUACUGUAUACCCGGCAACUGAACGAGCUGAAUAAUUGUAGUGCAGCACAUGCAGAGAGAUCAUCACACUCAUCCAGUGAGAGAAGACUGAGGCGACACUUUAAGAAAUUGAAAAAGAUUCUUCAAAAAACUAACUACAGCUCUGACGCUUUGGAGAAGAUCAGGGCAGUAGUGGAGAUUCACCUUCGGAGAAUGGACAUAAUUGCUGGCAAUAUGAAAAAGAAGUUAAACUAA
Trichomycterus rosablanca is the source of this 561-nucleotide messenger RNA. Its product is annotated as interferon a3-like. NCBI's taxonomy places the organism in Eukaryota, Metazoa, Chordata, Actinopteri, Siluriformes, Trichomycteridae. Gene Ontology annotation, biological process: defense response; response to exogenous dsRNA. Gene Ontology annotation, cellular component: extracellular region. The record is from RefSeq and is a predicted model, not a curated record. The coding region runs from base 1 to 561 and encodes 186 amino acids. The transcript is spliced from 5 exons. Gene Ontology annotation, molecular function: cytokine receptor binding.